AUUCGCUACUUAUCAUUGGCGUCUUCGAAUUCUUCAGACUACUCUCCUCCUCUUCACAUUCAAGAUUUGCCGAGAUUAGGGUUAGGGUUUUAUUUCUGUUGAAGAACUUUCUCCAAACAUGGACCGCCACAGAGGCGAUAGGUACGGCAACAACCCUGAUUCGCAGAGGCACUCAAGAGGACCAUCUCGCUUCUCCGACGGUCCCAUGGACGACCGCCGCGAGUACCGUCGCAGCCCUAGCAAUUUCCGUGUCGGAUUAUCCAGUGGCGUACGCGAUCGCCGUGCUUUUGAUAGUCCUCCUCGUUACCCUGCUGAUGGUGAUGGGGUUGGAUUUCGCUCAAUGGGUGGUGUCGGAGAUGGCGGCGGUGCUGAAGGGUUUAGUUCGUACCACCAGAUGCCUCCUCUUUCUGGACAGAAGCGAGGGUACAGAGGAGGGUCUCCAGACCGCUUGGAAGGAGGCAGCUUUGCUAAACUUUUUGUCGGAUCCGUUCCAAGGACAGCCACUGAAGAAGAUAUCCGUCCUUUGUUUGAGGAACAGGGCCAUGUUUUGGAGGUUGCUUUGAUCAAAGAUAAGAGAACAGGACAACAGCAAGGUGUGUGCAAAUAGCAUAUUUUAUAAAAACAAGCGUGAUUCAUACCAAUAUCUCUUUUCAGGUCCUUUUAGGGGCUGAGGGGACAACGGUAAAAGCAUGUUUCGUCUCAGUUAGUAUUUGCAACAAUUUCGGGCUUCUGUGUUUUGCUUGCAACCUUUCCUUUAUGCUCGUCUUGUCCACCAAGAAGAAGACAAGAAUAAGCAUACAAAACCAAUCUAUUUUUGUGUAGCAGUUGGAAAUUAGCAAGCUGUAGCUCUUGCUCUGUUACUGGUUGCAGCAGAUGGGCAAUGUGCAACACCUUUUGCAACGGGAGUGUCUGAUAUCAUAACUUAGUUUUUAUGUGAAGAUGUGUAGAAUCACUAUUGUUUGUCACAACACUUGGAUUUUUGGUAAUAAAUUGGUAUAAACUAUGUUGAAUGUGGAGGAUUUCUAUG
This is a messenger RNA of Ilex paraguariensis (yerba mate), 1027 nucleotides long. The record is from the annotation of a GenBank genome assembly. NCBI's taxonomy places the organism in Eukaryota, Viridiplantae, Streptophyta, Magnoliopsida, Aquifoliales, Aquifoliaceae.